GACCUCUUUACGCACAACUGGAACAGACGGCGCACGGCGAGGCACUGCGCUCCAGCUGCUCUCCUCUCACUCUACUCUGAACUCUGCCUUCUAUAGACUACAGUGCAACCGCAACUUCGAGUGCGAGUGCCUUCCUCUUUUCACUUUUUUUUAAAGCUUGAAUACAGCGCGAAAUAGCAACAAGUAGUCACGCUGUUGCUCGCUACUCGCUGAUUUUACACAUAGAGAAGUUUUUCACGCUUUGUGUUGCAGCAGGCACGUUUUUAAACCUUCUCCAAGCUUCAACAUCGUAAACUACUGGAUCAAACGAUGGAUUUAUUCUAAAAAGGAUAGAUUGGUCUGCUGUAUAAACCAACCAAGAGCAGCUAGUCACCAAGAUGGAGUCCAUUCUGUCGGAGCAGUCGGCCACCGUCGACGAGCUGGUCGAAGCGUGCAUCCAAGCGUUCGAUGAAAAGGGCACGCUGAAGGACGCUUCCCUGGUCCGGAUGUUUAUCAUGAUGCAUCCGUGGUACAUCCCGUCCACGGACCUGGCCAACAAGCUGGUGCUCAAGUCUCAAGAUGAGAGCUGCACUGCUGAGCGCCGCACCAGAAUCGUUCACCUUCUCAAGUAUUGGAUCUCGGAGUUCCCCGCUGAGUUCAAUCUGAACCCGGAGCUGGCCGAGCAGAUGAAAGAGUUCAAGGAGCUGCUGAGCACGGAGGGAGAGGAGAGCAACAGCAAACUCAUCGACAUAGACAGCGUACCGUCGUACAAGUGGAAGCGACAGGUGACCCAGCGCGUCCCGUCUGUGUCCAAAAAGAGGAAGAUGUCUCUGCUCUUCGACCACUUGGACUCCAGUGAACUCGCAGAGCACCUCACCUUCUUAGAGUACAAGUCCUUCUGCAAAAUACUGUUCCAGGACUACCACAGCUUCGUGAUGCACGGCUGCACGGUGGACAACCCCAUCCUGGAGCGCUUCAUCACCCUCUUCAACAGCGUGUCCCAGUGGAUCCAGCUCAUGGUGCUGAGUAAACCCACCGCCCAGCAGAGAGCUCUCGUCAUCAGCCACUUCAUCCGCGUGGCUCAGAAACUUCUCCAGCUGCAGAACUUCAACACCCUGAUGGCGGUGGUGGGAGGACUCAGUAACAGCUCCAUCUCCAGGCUCAAAGACACACAGGCUCACGUCAGCGCCGAGACCAACAAGAUUUUCAACAGUCUAAUCGAGCUGGUCACCUCUUGUGGAAACUACAGCCAGUACCGCAAGCGUUUUUCCGAAUGCUCCGGAUUCCGUUUUCCGAUCCUUGGAGUUCACCUGAAGGACUUGAUCGCCGUCCACGUAGCGCUGCCUGAUUGGACGGACAAAGAGAAGACGCGAGUGAACUUAGCCAAAACGCAGCAGCUGUACGCCAUCUUACAAGAGCUAGCGCUGAUCCAAAACUCGCCGCCCAGCAUAGACGCCAACACGGACCUGCUAAACCUGCUUACGGUGUCUUUAGACCAGUACCACACAGAGGAGGAGAUCUACCAGAUGUCUUUACAAAGAGAGCCUCGAAAACCAGCGGUAAAGCACUUCACUCUCACCAUUACUCAACAGAACUCCAGCCCCACCCCUGCCCCAGAGCCUAAGCCCGCCAUGAUUGACGACUGGGCUGUGUCGGUCAAACCCAACGCCGACCCGACCAUAAUCAAGAAGCACAUAGAGAAGAUGGUGGAGUCCGUCUUCAAGAACUUCGACACAGACGGCGACGGCAACAUUUCCAGAGACGAGUUUGAGGCGAUCCAGAACAACUUCCCUUACCUCAGCAAGUUCGGAGAGCUGGACAAGAACCAGGACGGUAAGAUCAGCAGAGAGGAGAUGAUAGACUACUUCAUGAAGGCCAGCUCCCUGCUCAACUGUAAGAUGGGCUUCAUACACUCGUUUACGGAGGCCACAUAUGUGAAACCUACAUUCUGCGAGCACUGCGCCGGAUUUAUAUGGGGAUUCUACAAACAAGGCUACAAGUGUAAAGCCUGCGGAGUGAACUGCCACAAAGCGUGCCGCGGUCGCCUGGCGGUGGAGUGCCGGAAGAGGACCAAGAGCAUCAGCCACGAGAGCCCGCCGGCCCUGUCCGCACGCUCCUACAGCUUCCCCCCGCCCGCCAACACCCCGCCCAGCCUGCAGGACUCAGUAAUCGAGGAGGAGGAUAUCGAGUCGGUGGAGGAGGGCGUGUUCGAUGUGCACCUAUAACCAGAGUCCGGACCAUGAGAAAUGAAGAGCCGAGCUGAGAUUGUGCUACUUCAAAGCGAGGAGACUGCAGGAUGUGUACAGACACCGCCCCCUAGUGGACUUUUAACGACGGUGCAGAGACAAACUAUUGAAUGUGAUCAUGGAUUUGCCUUGGAUCAAUGUUAAAUAUAAACUCAGAGUGUGGAUUCUACGUGUUUAUGAAGAAUGUUUUAAAUAGAUAGACAUUUAGUUUGAAUUUGUAUAGAAAAACUUGUAAUUUACACACAUUUAUAGGUUUAUUAUUAUGUUGCAGGAUGUUUAAAGGUCUUAUAUUAUGUUAAAAUCACAUUAUAGUGUAAUUACGUAGGGAUGGUUUAAUGUGGGUAUCAAUAUCUAAUACUAAAAACAGAUACAUAAAGGGAAUUAUUUUACAUUACCAAUCAUGAAUAUAGUCUACAAAAUUAAUCAUUCUGAAUCUGAAAAGGAGCGGGGAGAAGCAAAUACGUAUUCACCCUCUUUUAAAAUGCCAUUAGAGCAACAAUCUGCUUCUGCCAUGUGAUUCGUGACGUGAUCAAUUUGAUGGAUCAGUCGAUGAUUAACAUUAAUGUGAUUUAUAAUCACCUACAGAACGUAAAUCGUAGACUACAACACAUGAAACAGGACUAAAAUAGGUCUAAAGCAGGACUAAACCAGAAAAAAAAAAAGUCUAAACCAGGACUAAACCAGGACUACACUAGGACUAAACUAGGACUAAACCAGGACUAAACCAGAUCUAAACCAGGACUAAAUCAGGACUACAACAGGACUAAACCAGAUCUAAACCAGGAAUAAACAAGGAAUAAACCACGACUACACUAGGACUAAACUAGGACUGAACCAGGUCUAAACCAGGAAUACACUAGGACUAAACCAGGUCUACACUAGGACUAAACCAGGACUAAACCAGAUCUAAACCAGGACUAAAUCAGGACUACAACAGGACUAAACCAGAUCUAAACCAGGACUACACUAGGACUAAACUAGGACUAAAACAGGAGUAAAACAGGACUAAACCAGGACUAAACCAGGACUACAUUAGGACUGACUCAAGUGUAAACCAGGACUAAACCAGGACUAAACCAGGAAUAAACCAGGACUAAACCAGGUCUAAACCAGGACUAAACCAGGAAUAAACCAGGUCUAAACCAGGUCUAAACCAGGACUAAACCAGGAAUAAACCAGGUCUAAACCAGGUCUAAACCAGGACUAAACCAGGUCUAAACUAGGACUAAACCAGGUCUAAACCAGGACUACACCAGGUCUAAACUAGGACUAAACCAGGUCUAAAACAGGACUAAACUAGGACUGAACUAGGACUAAACCAGGUCUAAAUCAGGACUAAACCAGGUCUAAACCAGGACUAAUCUUGGACUUGAGAUCGAGAGAGAGAAACAGAGUCUGUGGAGCAGGGCGUCUGCAAAGUGCGAUCGGGCUACGGCUGCACUGUGUGGAGCUCUGCACUGGUCCUUUCGCCCGUGGUCAUCUGACCUGUUUUUGCGAGCGCAACCACCCAUUUUAAUAAUCAAAACAGUGAAAAUGUCAAAUAUGUUGUGCAAAUGAGUUUCCUUCCUCUAAACAAACAACAAAACUAUAGCGCUGUAACAAAAUAAUUUAGUAAAAUAUACCAAAAAAUACAAUUGGCGAUAUAUCGAUACAGCAGCCCACGAUAUCGAUACUGUAUCAUCACAUUAAACGAUACGAUAUGACGAUAUAUUGAUAUUUUUGCACACCCCUAAUGCAUAAUAUAGGACCUUUAAAUGAAAUGAAAUAAAAAAUAUGAUAUGACAGAAGACAAAAGAUCAUUCAGUGUAGUGUAUUACUGCAUUAUAGCCUGUAGGUGGUGCUAUUUUCCCACUUGGACCAAUGAAAUCAUAGGUGGUUAUGUUUAGUUAAGCCGUCUAUUGACCGAGGUCCAAGGAUUAAUUAAAAAAAAAAAAAAAAAAAAACAUAUAAAAUGAACUUCUCCUAGUGGCAAGCUAUUAUUCUUUGGAUGCAUUUAAGACUUUUGUGAAUUCUGUCGACAGCACGUCCAAGGCAACAUCUAAAGUACUUCUAUGUUUUCAGAAAUACAUUUAAUAACACCGAUUUUGCUGUCUGAAAAAUACUCUUUUUGUCACCAUAGCAACAAAAGAAUGAAAACAGCAUGGACCUUUAAAAAAAAUAAAAACCUAGGUAUAAAUGAUUUGUUUACCCUUUAGAUGAAGUAGUGCCGUUUGUAGCAGUCAGACAUUGAAGUACUGUGAAUGUAGCACAAAAAUAUAUAUAUGCGUUUGAUUGAAUUUGUAUGUUAUUAUUAUGAAUUUUUUUUUUAUUUAUGACAAGAAAUCCUGAAGAAUGUUCCAGACUAAAUAUGGGCUUGUGUGGGUAUCAUCCGCUGUUCUGUUCCGCUUUGCCCUAUAGAGUCGAUUGUAAAAGUAGAAAUUAGUGAAAUCAGUUGUAAAAUAAACAAUUUUUAUCGAUUAGUCUAGUUAGAGGUAGCAUUUUUGUUGCUGUUGCCAUGACGAUCAUAUCUGAAUUAAAAUACGUGCAUGUAAAUGAUUGAAAAAAGGUUCGGGUUCAAGGUUGAGAUGUUGCAGAAAUGACUUUAUGGAACGUAUAUAAGAGCGUUUUCUUUUAUAAAAUCCAAAAUGAUCACAAUUCCUGGUCAAUGUCAAACUUGACUUGUGCAGAUAUUAAUAAUUUUGAAGUGGGACUAAUGGUGCGUUCGAUUAUCCGUCCAUCUCCCACUCGGAUUUCGGAAAUGACGUUACAUAAAUAUGAACGGACAUAGAUGAUUCAGUAGUCGACCUGUUUCGGUUUCACGUGUCCGACUUGAAGUUAAAGUGGACGAAAACCGAAAAGCUGUUAUUGCUGUUGUUUAUCUUCUGUUAUCAAGCCCCUUUGUUCAAUAUUGGUCACACCACAACACCGACUACCACACCCAUUAACGUUUUGCAUGUGACCUGUCGCCGUAUUGGAGUUCUGACUAUCUAUCUGGACCAAUGUGUAGUAUGUGUGUAAAAUUGUGUAAAAAAUAAAAUAAAAUAAGAAGGACGCGCUGUGCACUUUUCACUUUCGCCGGCAUGGAAUCUCCCCCUCAAUUCGGUUCUGAUUUUGACCCCCAUUCUGCUUACCCUGACUGUUAUCAGGAACAGAUGUGAUGGUUUGGUGAUCAACAAAGAUCUCACACGUCCUGCUACAAAAUAUUUAUAAGCCUCUAACCCCUUGUAACGUUUCAGUUCUUGGUUGGUGUAGGACGAUGUAGAAUGACUUAAGUACUUGUAAAUAUUUGGCUAUUGGAGAUUGGGAACAGAGCAAGCGUCCGAUGCCACAACCCAGGAGGAUGACUUUCGCGUUAUAUCUUAUUAAUGAUGGCUGAUCUAACGAGCUGGAAAUUUCGAACAGUUUUAUGUUGUUUGCGCUGUUUAAAGUUGCCAUGAUUAUAUUGUAGUAACGGAAUAACAGCUUCUGGAUCAAUCCCAAGCCUUGACCUCCAGUAUGGCUGCCAAAACAUUAAGUCACGUGACUGCCACAUUGCAUGCAAAUCCUUAAGAGGCAGUUAUACGGACGCAGUAAGGUAUUAUAGUAGUACAAGUGACUGAAAUUGUAGUUUAAGCCACCAAAGCGUCCAGACACAACGAAAAUUUCAAGUUCAUAUUUAAAAGUGACACUGGGCGCAGUUGUCCUGGAUUUUAUCUCAGAAUCCUUGCUCGGUCUCCACUGAGCUCUUCUGAGUUCCGAGUUCCACCGUCAGAGGAAAAGGGGCGUGUCAGUGCGUGUUGCUCAUUGGAUGGAUAAUCGAACGCACCAUAACCACCUAAACACUGGCUGUAAUCAGGGAAGUCCUGAGUGAUGUCAUGUAAUACUUGAAAUUGCAGUGACCACUGGAGGCAGCACACACUCUUUUUCACAGAAAUUGUCAUAAAUGGACAUGGAACCAUAGACAGUGCUAUUAAAACACCAUAUACAGAGUUUAGAAUAAAAAAAAAAAAAAGUUAUUUUAAUGUGAGAACAGUCCUUGCUCCUUUACUCUUUACCUUUUGAGUGUAUUUCAUUGUGUCAUGAAUCAGAAGACGAGUGCCAUAUUGUGAACUACAGUUGGCAUGCAUCAGCCUGGUUAAAUGUUUGUAAUAUUUAAUGUAGUAUAAAUGGUGCACAGCUCAAUGAAAGAUGUUGUGUUAGUAUCAAAUUUGUUGUAAAUUAAAAUGUCAGUAUUAAUAUGUGAUGUUAUGAACUUUUGUGAAUAAAAGCGAUGGGGAAAAAAAGGA
Boleophthalmus pectinirostris (great blue-spotted mudskipper) is the source of this 6469-nucleotide messenger RNA. RefSeq names its product RAS guanyl-releasing protein 2. The record is from RefSeq and is a predicted model, not a curated record. Gene Ontology annotation, cellular component: plasma membrane. Gene Ontology annotation, biological process: Ras protein signal transduction; positive regulation of GTPase activity. The transcript is spliced from 17 exons. NCBI's taxonomy places the organism in Eukaryota, Metazoa, Chordata, Actinopteri, Gobiiformes, Gobiidae. Gene Ontology annotation, molecular function: guanyl-nucleotide exchange factor activity; calcium ion binding. Bases 378 to 2204 code for a protein of 608 amino acids.